Molecule: messenger RNA, 856 nt
Organism: Aedes albopictus (Asian tiger mosquito)
Lineage: Eukaryota; Metazoa; Arthropoda; Insecta; Diptera; Culicidae
Product: small ribosomal subunit protein uS8A
Exons: 3
Coding region: 144-536 (130 amino acids)
Biological process (GO): translation
Cellular component (GO): cytosolic small ribosomal subunit; ribosome
Molecular function (GO): structural constituent of ribosome
Source: RefSeq, a predicted model, not a curated record
CCCCUGCACUUGACGUUUACACUGACAGCUGUCAGCGCGCCCGCACUGCUGCCAACUUUUCAACUGUCGCGGCUGUUUCCUGUUCUUUUCAACCAAGUUCUCUCCGACGUAUGUUGUGUCGAUAAAUAAACUAUCGAGGAAGAAUGGUCCGCAUUAGUGUGUUAGCCGAUGCGCUCAAGUGCAUCAACAAUGCCGAGAAGCGUGGAAAGCGCCAGGUCCUGAUCCGGCCGAACAGCAAAGUCGUGAUCAAGUUCCUGACCGUGAUGAUGAAGCAUGGCUACAUCGGAGAGUUCGAAAUCGUCGACGAUCACCGAUCCGGCAAGGUGGUGGUGAAUCUGACCGGUCGCCUGAACAAGGCCGGUAUCAUCUCGCCCCGGUUCGACGUCAAGCUGGACGAUAUCGAACGGUGGACCAAUACGCUGCUCCCCUCGCGUCAGUUCGGAUACGUCGUCCUGACGACCAGCGGUGGCAUCAUGGAUCACGAAGAAGCCAGACGGAAGCAUCUGGGAGGCAAGAUUCUGGGUUACUUCUUCUAAGUUUGCUGGGCGACAAAACAUUACUUUAAAGAGUAACUUCAACAAAAAAACAAAAUAAGAUUUAACAUCCGUCAGUCCCAAAUUCCAAUCACUCGCGGGAGAUUUUUCUUUUCUUUUUUUCUCUCGUAAUGGGAACGAGAUGUUUCGUUCGUUGGGGGAGGUUGGUAACCAUCCCCCUACUGGUGGGGGGUGCGGUUACUGACCGAAAUAAAAAAGGAAAACAAGAAAGCGGUUAGGUGUGUUUAUAAGAAUGCAUUAAUGUAAUGUGAAGUUUCACCUCAAGGGAAAGUGAAAAAAUUAAAAGAAAAAUCGAAUCCGUA